Molecule: messenger RNA, 1619 nt
Organism: Leptosomus discolor (cuckoo roller)
Lineage: Eukaryota; Metazoa; Chordata; Aves; Leptosomiformes; Leptosomidae
Source: RefSeq, a predicted model, not a curated record
AAUUGCCGAUUGUCUUUGUGGCUUAUCUUGAAUUCUGCUUUACGUUUGUGGAAGAUGGCUGUGUGAAACAUUUCAGCUAUGCUCCUCUACACAUAGCCCUAAGGAGUACCCCAUAUAGAGAUGAAAAAAUAGAAAAGAGAAGAACUUCAACUCCUGUAAGUGCAUUAAAUAGUCACCGACAUUCUGUUAGAGAACAAACCAAGAACCACAUAGCGAGAUCACUGCGGAAGCCUCAAGAAAAAGAAAGAGUUGAAAAUGCUGUUAAAGACCAUGAGAAGAACAAAGGAAGAAGAUCCAAAGACUAUGGAAGGUCCAAGUCAAAGAAAAAGAAAAAAAAGAAAAAGAGGACUAAGCCUGAAUACUCUGGCAGUGAAGAAAACACAGAUAUUUCACAGGAGCUUUCUCCUGAAAAAUCAGUUGUCACAAAAUGUAUUUCAAAUAAAUCAUGUGCCCACCCAAGCACGCUGCUACACUGCUCUGAUUCUGGACAGCACAGAGGAAAAUCAAAAACCAAUGAGGAUGACACCCUGAGUGAGUCAUCUAUGGAUAGCUUGCUUUGGAGUGAUGAUGACUGCAGUCAGGAUGUUGAUGUAACCACAAACCCUGAUGAAGAAGUUGAAGAAAGUGAUUUUGAGAUUGUUCGGUGUAUUUGUGAAGUAAAAGAAGAAAAUGACUUCAUGAUUCAGUGUGAAGAGUGUCUGUGCUGGCAGCAUGGAGUCUGUAUGGGUUUACUGGAAGAUAAUGUACCUGAGAAAUAUACCUGCUAUAUUUGCCAAGAUCCUCCAGGUCAGAGGUCCAGCUUAAAGUACUGGUAUGAGAAGGAGUGGUUAAGUAAUGGUCACAUGCAUGGCUUAGCAUUUUUGGAAGAAAAUUAUUCCCACCAGAAUGCCAAGAAGAUAGUAGCCACUCACCAGCUUCUUGGCGAUGUACAGAGAGUGAUAGAAGUACUGCAUGGACUGCAGCUGAAGAUGAGCAUAUUACAAAAUAAAGAACAUCCUGACCUGAAGCUUUGGUGCCACCCGUGGAAGCAUAUUACAGUGGAUGAAAAAAUUCAUACGAAACACAUCAUUCACAUAGAGGAAAACUGUUGUAAAGAAGAGACGGCAAGUUAUAGAACUUGGAAUGGGACAGUUGAGAAACCCUCAACCGUUCCUUCUGUGGAGGAAUCUUACAUUACGAGUGAACACUGUUACCAGAAGCCUCGGGCCUACUAUCCUGCGAUAGAGCAGAGGUUGGUUGUGGAAACAAGAGGUUCAGCCAUGGAUGAUGGAGUAAAUAGAAUAAGGGAAAACGGGGAUGAUGCUCUGUCAGAGAGAUUUGGCUGGAAUCUGGACCAAGAAAUAUGCAAGAUGGAAAAUGAAUCCAAACACAACUAUUCUAAGCUCUGUCAGGUCUGUCAGAGGCCUGCCUUUCUACAUCCCAAUGCAGAAAUUUGUGCCAAGUCCUAUUGGUCGCUGAGGUCAGCCUUUGGAGUCAGACUGUCCCCAGGGCAGCGUGGCAGAACUCGGCGCACAGGGUCUUUUUUCUUGAAAUUGGGAGACAAGUGGCCAGCGGGGAUUGAUCCCCUCAUGGAGCUGGCAGCUCUUGCCAGGGAGGCGGAGCUGCAGCGGGCUGUUUAA